AUGCAGCGGGCGCCCUGCGGCCAGCCUUCCCCGUCGCGGGACGGCCAAGUUCGGGACGGCGCUGGUGCCGGACUCGGACCUGUCGGGUCUCCCAGCCUCAGCCCGGGCCCUCCCCCGCCGGCGCCUCCCCGCUCCCGGCCCCCCGAGUGCCCCCGGCGUCUGAGCGCGGCGGUCGCGCGGGGGCGUGCACAGGGGGCCUUUGUUGGCCCGACGGGAGCGGCCAGCCUCGCGGGGCGGCGCCCGCCUCACCUCACCUGGCGCCCCCGGCCGCCGGGACCCGGCGCAGAGCACGAACGCGCCCAGGGCCCCCAGCUCGUCCAGCGCACCCCGACCGCGCGCCUCAGCCGGCACAGCCCGCGACGCCGGGGCACCGCACCGGAGGCCGGCUCUUACCUUCCGCGCUCGCCCUGCUCCCGCGGCUCCUCCUCCUCCUCCACCCCGGUGGCGGCGGCCGGGCCGGGGGUGAGCGCGCGAGUGUGCGCGAGCCGCCGCUUCACUUUCUCCCUCCCCCAGGCCGCUGGCUCUGGGGAUCCCCUCGGGACCGGGGGACCUGCGGGGCCGGAUCGGAGGUCUGAGAGGGGCGGGGAUGCGAGGCGCUCGGACGGCCUCGGAGGGAGCUGGGGAGGCAGAGUUCUUGGAGCGGGAUUUUGGGGAGUGCGGGGUUCGGGAGAAGAGAAGGCCGGCACCUUCAGCUCCCGCGGCAGCCGCUGCCCGCCGCCGCCCCGCCCGCAGGCGCCCUAUUGUAAGCCGCCUCCCCGGCCCGACCGCCUCGCCCACCGGCCCCCGCCCCGCCCCCGUGAGGCCUCGGCGCCGGCGGAGCCCUGCCCGCCCCGCCUCCCGCAGGUGGGAGGGGGCGGGGAGGCCCGGCUGGCCCACGUGAGCGAGACCGGCCCCGGCGAGGGGGAGGGCGAGCGCUGGGAUGACGUCAUCGCCUCAUGA
Lepus europaeus (European hare) is the source of this 939-nucleotide messenger RNA. RefSeq names its product basic proline-rich protein-like. The record is from RefSeq and is a predicted model, not a curated record. The coding region runs from base 1 to 939 and encodes 312 amino acids. The transcript has 2 exons. NCBI's taxonomy places the organism in Eukaryota, Metazoa, Chordata, Mammalia, Lagomorpha, Leporidae.